CGCUUUUAUUCAUAUCUCGCGAGAUUGUGACGAUUCACGGAACUUACUGUCAACAUGGCAGACACUGUUACAGAUGCGCCGGCUGUCAAUGCGACAAUGAACGAAACAGCAGCUAAUGCUACAACUAAAAUCCCUGCCACCCCAGAAGGGAUGGCCAUUGCGUAUGGAAGUUUAUGUCUCAUGGCUGUUCUUCCGAUUUUCUAUGGUGCUAUGCGCUCAGUGAAGUACCAUACGGAUCAAAGGGAGUCUGGUGAUAAACCAGAGACAAUGUCUCAUAAGGAUGCAGCAAUGUUUCCAUUCAUCGCCAGUGGCACUCUCUUUGGAAUUUAUCUCAUUUUUCAGAUAUUCUCCAAGGAGUACAUCAACCUGUUGUUGGCCGUGUACUUCUUCUUCCUGGGGGUUUUUGCUCUCGCCAACCUUGUUGGGCCAUUGUUUUCAAAGUAUAUUCCAGCAUCAUUCCCAAACAUGGAGUAUCAUCUGAUAUUUACUCAAGGGAAAGAGAAAAAAGAAGAGCUAAUGAAUUACGAGUUUGACAGAAAGGAUGUAGCGUGUCACGUAGCAUGUGCUGUUAUUGGUGUGUGGUACCUGAUGAAGAAGCAUUGGAUUGCCAACAACUUGUUUGGUCUGGCAUUUGCUAUCAGUGGAGUAGAAAUCUUAUCCCUAAACAGGAUCAGCACGGGACUCAUCCUCCUGGGGGGUCUCUUUGUCUACGAUAUAUUCUGGGUGUUUGGAACCAAUGUGAUGGUUACAGUUGCCAAAUCAUUUGAUGCACCAAUUAAACUUGUGUUCCCUCAGGACCUCCUAGAGAAAGGACUGGCUGCCAAUAACUUUGCUAUGCUGGGGUUAGGGGACAUUGUCAUUCCAGGAAUCUUCAUUGCUCUGCUGCUUAGGUUCGAUGUCAGCCAAAAAAAGAACUCCAAAACCUACUUCUACGCCAGUUUUCUUGCCUACUGUCUGGGCCUGUUGGCCACCAUUCUAGUCAUGCAUGUAUUCAAACAUGCCCAGCCAGCUUUGCUGUACUUGGUGCCAGCUUGCACUAGUUUCCCACUUCUAACUGCUCUAAUCAAAGGAGAGCUCAAAGAGAUGCUCAGCUUUGAAGACCAUCCUGAGAAACCGGAGGAUGAGAAAGAGGAUGAGAAGAAAGCUAAGAAAGAGAAGUAACUCUAUUCUAACGGGCAGCAUCUCACCAUCAACAUACCUGGAACUCAAGCGGGGUUGACAUCUUUUUUUCCACACACACACAUAUUUAUUGAGCAGUUGUGACUUCAUUUUAAAAGUUGUUGUAUAUGUUGAUAGAUUUUUUGUUUUAUAUGAUAGAGUUAAAAGCUGAAAUAGUUAUUUAAUGGUAAAAUCUUACAGAACUUCAUACAAAGACUCUUUGAUGACAUGAUUUCAUUAUUUAUACAUGUAGUAUAGAAUUUUAUCUUGUUUUGUGCAAUCUGAUGGGAUAAACUCAAUGUAUUUUAUUAUUAAUCACUGUUCUGAUCAUCUCCUACAUAACAGACACAGAAAACUAUACUUUUUAUUUUUUUUUUUAUUUUUUUUUUGGAGUGAUAAACCUUUUUGCAAAUAGAAUUAAGUGAAGAUUGAAAAUUGAAUUUCUGAGAAAAUUUGAAUCAUUUUACAUAACAUUUAUUUUGUGCUAAAGCAUACUUAUAUUCAUUUUUGCUUUAUCAAAAGUGAGAGGAUGAAUGUAUCGGUCACUGUUGCAAUUCAUGUGCCUAAGAAGAAAUAUAAUAUGUCCAUACCGACCAGUCUCAAUGAUGAAAGAACACUGUUGUGCAUAGCUUUUUACAUAUUUUCAUAGAUUUUCAUGCAAGUGAUGCAUAUUUAUUAUUGGGUAUGAAUAUUUGAAGAACUUCCUUACAAUGUUUGAGAAAUGUAGGAGGACCCUCGACUCAAACGUUUGGGCAUUUAUAUGAUUUCUUUUUUAAAAUACAGACCCAUUUCUAGAUAUCAAAUAUUUAUGAUUAUAGGCAUAUAAAUAAUAACAAAAUCAUUGUUUGCUCACUUUCCCGAGUUUUCACUGCCAUGCUAGUCUUACUGUCACAUGAUCUGGGUCACUCUGUCACAUGAUUCGGGUCACUGUUAUUGUCACAUGAUUUGCAGCACUGCAUCAGUACUGAAGAGUGUUGCAUGUAGAGGACUUGGGAGUAAGAUGAGUGGAUUGAAGGUACUUUUUGUGGUUAGUAAGUUAUCAUGUCUGUUUUUUGCGACCUCAUGGCAUGUAAUUUUUCUUUUACAGCAUUAUCCAUGGCUACUUGUGUUGCAUUGUUUUUUUAUGUAUAUUUGUUGGAUUUUGGUAAAACAUUGAUGUGGCAGAGAUGUGAAGAUGUAUGCAUAUUAAAGAUCUGUAAUGAUAUGAUGAUGUGAAAUAAUUAUCAUUUUUUAAACAUUGUUUGUAUAAAGAGGGGCAAUCUUGAAUAUUCUGAGUAGCAGAAAAAAAAGAUUUUUUUUUAAAUGGUGGGCUGGACCCCCUACUUUAUAUGGGCCUGCACUGUUAACUUGAAAGACACAGAGAUAACAAAAUGCAUGGAUAUAUCCCAAAAUUAAGGGGCAAAUGUACUUUUCAAAUAUAUUAAAGCAAAUUCAAAUUCUU
Ostrea edulis (European flat oyster) is the source of this 2599-nucleotide messenger RNA. RefSeq names its product minor histocompatibility antigen H13-like. Gene Ontology annotation, molecular function: aspartic endopeptidase activity, intramembrane cleaving. The transcript is spliced from 11 exons. NCBI's taxonomy places the organism in Eukaryota, Metazoa, Mollusca, Bivalvia, Ostreida, Ostreidae. Gene Ontology annotation, biological process: membrane protein proteolysis. Gene Ontology annotation, cellular component: cytoplasmic side of endoplasmic reticulum membrane; membrane; lumenal side of endoplasmic reticulum membrane. The record is from RefSeq and is a predicted model, not a curated record. The coding region runs from base 55 to 1161 and encodes 368 amino acids.